GCCCUGUCAUUAUCUCCAGCCAAAUGGUUCUGACAGCAGGCAGGGAUAGGCACAGGGACAACAACAACAUUCUCUUCUGAACGGGCGGAAAUAUGAUUCGGCAAAAAUACAAGCAAGAAAUGUUUGCUAAACCUGUGGCGCCUCGGUCACAGGAACCCUUGACCUCUCAGGCUAAAAAUACAACGAUGCAUGUGAAUGGCCAAUACCUCAGACUGGCAGCUAAAAAUGGCCCCAAUUCCAAAACACCUGGCCUCCUUCUGUCAGCCACACAUGGGGACGAGGCGGCGGGUCAGCUUACUCCGACCAUGCCUACGCAGGAGGGCACUGCACAGAGGGACUCACUGCUGCUCAGGUCGCCCCUGCCUGACUCAGAGAGGGAGGGCGCGAAUCUGCCACCCAGGCGGCCGCAAAAACUGGCUCCCCUGGAGCUGCCCAAGGAGGUGAGGGAGGCUCAGAGGCAGAAAAUCAAAGGGAUCCAGCAAGAGGCUAAGGCUGCUGCUCGCAAGCUAGAUGUGGCAGGGCAUGAGCCUUACCCCAGGAAGGUGAAAGCCGGUGGGAGAGAGACAGACGAUCACAAACAUGGAGUGAGACUCCCCGAGGACGCAGCAAGCCAAGCGGCCCCUCCUCCUGUCAGCAGUAAACCGGCCCCGCCCACCCUGGCUUCUGACGUGAAAGCUCCAGCCACGCGUGGCGCUGGGAGCGCGUGCCAAAACUCCGGCACGCUCCAGCAGGAGACGGCGGGCGGGAGGAGGCUGCGGCUGAAGAGAGAAGAGCGCCUCGAAGAGGAUCAGAGCAAAUCAAACAUGUCAACGGAGGGAUCAUCUGUGGAGGAAGGUAAGCUGGCCCAGCGUGGCCACAGCAAAGGGCAGCGGGCGGAGAGAGCUCUGAAGGAGGCCAGCCGCAUGCUGGAGAAGGUUUCACGGAGGAAUGCAGGCCCACCACAGCAGUCUGGGGAUAUGGAGGUGUCAGGAAGAGCCAUCAGGAGGAAGGCUGUGAGCGAUCUCCAGGACGCAGUCCUAUGACCGUUGAGCAAUCUGAGGGCUGUAGCAAUAAAUAAAAAAACAUGACCGUGUUGAGUCUAGAUUACUUGCUGAUGCUUCUGACUGGAAACAUAGGAGAGCCCAACUUCCACUGUAACUUUCCCAAAGCAUGCAGUAGAAAUUUCAUGACACUUCCAAGUACCUUCUAUUCUAUAAAUAGAAUGUACUCUGUAAAACUCUACUGUAUAUCAGCUGGAUAAAGUAAGAGACCAAAUAUGUAUUUUAAGGCUGUUGCUUUUCAGCAGAACAUGCCAUUUGCAUCACAUGCUAAUUAAAGCUGUGCCAAACUAACUAGCAUUGAGGAAUCAUAAUUAGGGCUAAGACAUGAUGGCUUCACUCUUUACAGCUCAGAUCUGGACCAAGCGAUGGUAUUGUUGUAUUACAUGAUUCACAAACAAAGCAGCAACUGUACCUCUAAUGUAACCUCUAAUAAAGUCCA
Molecule: messenger RNA, 1479 nt
Organism: Osmerus eperlanus (European smelt)
Lineage: Eukaryota; Metazoa; Chordata; Actinopteri; Osmeriformes; Osmeridae
Exons: 2
Coding region: 93-1022 (309 amino acids)
Source: RefSeq, a predicted model, not a curated record